UGUGAACUCGUCAGUGCAGUUCAGAUGGAGAUCAUGGCGCAGCUGUACUGCUGGGGGGACAGCUCCAGUGGACAGUUCGGUCCAAAGGCAGCCCACAGUCCCGUGUCCUGGUCUGUCCGCGGUGUCAUCACCGACAUCUGCUGUGGGGAGCGACACAGUUUAUUCCUCACAAGAGAUGGGGACGUUUUAUCCUGUGGACAAAACUCACAGGGACAACUUGGACGAAAUAGUGAUAGAGAUGGAAGGACGCCAGGUCGUGUGCAGGGACUGGGUGAGGUGGUGAAGAUUGCUUGUGGUCAGGACCACUCUCUGGCUGUGUGUGCAUCUGGACACAUGUACUCCUGGGGGGCUGGAGAGGAUGGCCAGCUAGGGACGGAUCCAAUGUACAACAGUCACAGACCAAGUCAGGUGCCUGUGCCACUAGCAGUGCCGGUGAUUCAGGUUGCUUGUGGAAACUCACACUCCCUGGCUUUGACUAGAGGAGGAGAUGUCUUCUCGUGGGGUUUAAACAGUCACGGCCAGCUGGGUCUGGGGAAGGCGGUGUCACUGCAGUACACACCUCUCCUGGUGCGUGCCCUGAUGGGCGUAGCAGUAACCCAGAUAUCGGCCGGAGCGGCCCACACUCUGGUCCUCACACUCUCAGGCCAGGUGUACUGCUGCGGGGCAAAUAAAGACGGCCAGCUGGGGCUCAACAGGGUUGAUGAGAAAGGCAGGUUCAACAUCUGUAUGGUACCUGCUCUCAGACCUCUUGGUGUCUCCUUCAUAAGCUGUGGAGAGGCUCACUCUGCAGUGUUAACAAAGGAGGGCAAAGUUUUCACUUUUGGAGAGGGAGCCCACGGUCAGCUUGGUCACAACUCCUCUGCGAAUGAAGUGAGACCCAGACUGGUUGAUGGUCUGGAUGGACCGGCCUCACAGGUUGCAUGUGGCAGGCAUCACACUCUGAUUUUGGGCUCUUCAGGCCAGCUGUGGGCUUUUGGCAAUGGGGUCAAAGGUCAAAUUGGGACUGGACUUGCAGAGGGCAGCCUGACUCCUACUCUAGUACAACUUCCAUGGACCACUGACAGUGCAGCAGCUGUACCCACAGGCUUGAAAAUAGCUGCUGGGUGGAAUACAAAUUUCACUUACACCUCACCUACACAGAACUUGGAGCAACAUCAGACAACUGGGCGGCUUGAUGAGACAAAACUGAAAAAAUGGCUGUCAAUGAAACAAGGCACCACAGAGGCAAAGAGAGAAAUCUCCUCGAUGUUUCUCACAAGUUCAAGUCUUGUUGCGAGUUUCACAAAAGCAGAUGGGCUUCCAUCAGAAGCAGGUGCCUUAACUGUGGACCUCGAGGCUGCAAGCCAAGCUUUCGACCAGCUCCUGGCAAUACCAUGGAUCAAACAAACAGUGAACCUAAACUUCCUGAUCGAUUUGCUUGCGACUUCGAUGAAUGAGCUAAAAUCACCAGAAGUCAUCCUGAUUCUGCUGACAUGCCCCCUUCUUCAAGAGGACUCUAACGUCAUGAAAGGGGUGCUGCCUUUGGCUGUCAUUAUAGGAGAACUGAGCGAGAAGACUCAGAAAACACUAAGGUCCUUUUGGUCUUCCCUGACAUCCUCCAUGUUGAUGAAGCACAUCUUGGUGUUCAAAAAAGCUCUGGGUUUCAUGCUGAAAAACGGUCUCUUGGAAACUCACAACCCAGGAGUCAGAUAUCUGCUGGAGGCCCUCAAACUACUCUACAAAGCAAACAAAACUGGAAAGUCCUACAAAGUCCCACUGAGCACCUUUUACGUAGAGGAAAUCAUUGGAAAUGUGCAGCCGGUGGUGGACAUCACUCUUUGGUGGGAACUCUCUAAAGUGGAGGAUGACAUCAACACACCCGCCAUCUUCUGUCGCUACCCGUUCCUGUUCAAUCUGGUUUGCAAGGUGGCGGUCUUUAACGUCUUUGCGUUCAUAAUGAAGAAAGCACACAGUAUCGUUCAUGAUCUGGCUUUAGAGUGGCCUGAUGAAUUGUUGGCACAGUCUCUACACUCUGCUACAGCCCCCGUCUUCCAGCUAACUCUGAGACGAACUCACCUGCUGGAAGACACCUUCAGACAGCUCGGUGCAGCAGACCACUGCGCCUUCAAAAAGGAGCUUUUGGUGCAAUUUGUGGAUGACAGAAAGGUGAUGAUGGUCAACAGAAAGGACCUCUUCCUCCACCUGUUUGAUGAGCUGAUGGAUCCAAAGUCUGACCUGAUCAUGUACAACGAGAAGGAGACUGUGGCCUGGUUCCCUCCCAGGCCAAAAAUGGAGGAGAAGAGUUACUUCCUGUUUGGAGUCCUGUGUGGCAUGGCUCUCUACAACCACAACAUUGUCCGCCUGCCCUUCCCGCUGGUUCUCUUCAAGAAGCUACGCAAUAUCAAACCCUCACUGGACGACAUGAUGGAGUUUGAUCCUGUAACGGGAGAGUGUUUGCGGUGCAUAUUAGAGGACUACUCUCCUGAUGUGCUUGCAGACAUGGACACUUCUUUCACUGUGCCUUGGGCUGGUGAAAAAGUUGAGCUUGAUCCGAAAGAACCUGGAAAAAUUCUCACGGAUUCAAACAAGAAAGAGUUUGUAGAGGCUUAUGUCAACUAUGCCUUCAACAAAUCAGUGGAGCGAGUGUUCGAAGAGUUCAAGAGAGGCUUCUUCAAGGUGUGUGACAUCGACGUGGUGGAGUUCUUCCAGCCGGAGGAGCUGCAAGCAGUGAUGGUGGGACAAGAAAACUACGACUGGGAGGUUUUCAAGCAGAACACAGUUUAUGAAGGCGAGUAUCACGCUGCUCAUCAGAACAUCCUGACCUUCUGGGAGGUGUUUGAGAAACUGACAGCAGAGGAAAAGAAAAAAUUCCUGUUGUUCCUCACAGGCUCCGAUCGUGUCCCCUUCCUGGGUAUGGAGAGCAUCAAGAUGAGAGUCGCUGUCCUAAACGAUGCCACUGAAAUCCACCUCCCAGAAUCCCUCACCUGCCAUUGCCUUUUAUUUCUGCCCAUCUACAAGAGAUACCCAGUUGAGAGAACAAUGCGUGAGAAGCUUCUUCGGGCUAUUUAUAACAACAGAGGCUUCUUAAAGAAAUGAGACACCACAGGCUGAGGAAGUGAGGGCUAUUUUAAAAACAGUCCUUAUUUUCUGUUAGUUUGGACAUUUUUAUCGCUACAAUCUGCCAAGUGUAAUGUUUACUUUCCCUUCUAAAUAUAGACUCUUCAAAAGUUUAAUGUCGUAAAUUAAGUUCUAACUAGGAACUGGGCGUGUGGGGUGUGUUCAUUAUAACUGCCUUCAUUUGAAUUCUUGUUGGUUUAUAGUUUUUACAUUGAGUGCAGUUUAGAGGAAUUUAACUGUUAUGAACUAUUACAAGUAGAAAGUAUGAGAAAAGAGACAACAAGAAAAGAAAUAAUAGUCUGAAAUCCUGCAUUUGAAAAUUAGUUAUUAAGUAUUCAGAUGAUUUCUGUAGCACUGAGAUGAUAAUUUCACUCACUGACACUUUGCAUCAUGACAUUUCUAGCAUUAAGUACAGUUAUAAAGUUAUAUACAAGCUUAAAUCUUCAUAUGUUUGUCAUUUAAGAAGGAUAGCAAUACAAAAAUGUGUAUUAUUCAGAAAAUUCACUAUUUUACUGCCAUUUGUAGCUUAAUAUCAUGUUAAUCCUGUUCAAUGUUCUUCUCUGCAAUAUUGUAGUUUAUUAUCAAGUUGGAAAUAAAAUUAUUUUAAAUCAUG
Molecule: messenger RNA, 3709 nt
Organism: Thunnus maccoyii (southern bluefin tuna)
Lineage: Eukaryota; Metazoa; Chordata; Actinopteri; Scombriformes; Scombridae
Product: probable E3 ubiquitin-protein ligase HERC6
Exons: 23
Coding region: 25-3075 (1016 amino acids)
Molecular function (GO): ubiquitin-protein transferase activity
Source: RefSeq, a predicted model, not a curated record